AUGGGAGCUGCAGCAGCCAUGCAAGCUCUCAAGAUGUUUUCCGGCGGCGGAUCAGGUAACACCCAUCAAGGCAAUUCGCAGAACGCAUUUGUCGGUAUGGCUAUGGCCGAGGCUAGCAAGCUAUUCGACAAUCAGUCCUCCCAAGGCAACGUCUCGAAUGCCAGCAAGGAAUCCACGGUCCAAAAGGCAGGCGAGAUGGCUCUUAAGAUGUACAUGAAGAGUCAAAUGCAGGGAGGAGGCGGUUCGAGUGGAGCUGCAGGCUUGUUGUCCAUGGCUAGCAAGUUCCUUCAGUAA
This is a messenger RNA of Cadophora gregata, 294 nucleotides long. RefSeq lists its product as uncharacterized. The record is from RefSeq and is a predicted model, not a curated record. Lineage: Eukaryota; Fungi; Ascomycota; Leotiomycetes; Helotiales; Ploettnerulaceae. The transcript has a single exon. The coding region runs from base 1 to 294 and encodes 97 amino acids.